UCACCACAAUUAGCUCCAUGUAUUCUGAUGGAGUCUCAUGGACAUUUCCCGGCUGUGAGCGGGGCCUUCAUGGAUUCUCCGUACAAUGGCAACACGUCCCUGCAGACGUCCACCUCCAACCUCAACGCCAGCUGCUCCCGACCCUCAGAAACAGAGGAUGAUGGGAAAGUGUCCAGUGACACCAUUUGGCUGUGGGUCGCUGUGCUGGCAACCAUUGGCAACAUAGUGGUGGUGGCUGUGGUUUGCGCCUGUGCCUUCUGACAAGAUGGAAACUGAUGCUGUCUGAUAUCGGAAACCUUCCUUAUCCUGAAAAUAUAUAUUUUUCUUCAGAAAUGAUGUAAAAUAGCCUUAACUUGAGACUUUUGAAAUGGAAUUUGCAUGGGAAAGUUAAAUCAAAUGACUUUUACAUUUUCAAGAAAUAGAAGAGAAUACAAAUAAUCAACUACAGUUAAAUAAGCAAAAUAAAAAAAAUUAGUUAUAUAUUUAUUUAAAGCUGUCUUCAGAUUGUAAUAAUGAUCUUAUAGACACAGGUCUUUUUAGUUUUACAGUUAUACAAUAUUAAAACAAAACCCGCAAAAAAAUACAGUUAAACUAAUAUCACACUUUCAUUAAGGGACUUUGAAAAUGACAACAGAAACAUAUCUUACCUAAAAUACUGGAUACUGACCUCAACUUGACCAAACAAGACAGCAUGCAGACCCAUUCAUGCUCUGUGUUGCACAUUUUAUUAUAAAAAAACAGCAAUAAACUACAUAGACAAACCAGAUCCAGUGGACAAAUCUAUAGAAAGUGUAAGACAAUCCUGCUUUAUUAUUCUGAGUUACUAUAGACUACAUGGUUAAAGAGAGCUUUGUUCAUUCAACCAACUCACAAGCAACACUUUCUACCACAACUGGCUGAAUCGGUAGGGGUAGGGUUAGGGUUAGGGUUAGCCACCAUGGCUUAUUGUUAGCUUUACACAAUAGUAAAAUGUUUCCUAAUCCAACUAUCAAAUCACUUGAACAAUAAUCUGUGUUUUACAAUCACAGCCAUAAUUAACAGUUAAAAGGGAAACUACAAUCAGGUUGAAAUCAGAUGUAACAAGGAUGUUUAUUUUAGUCUCCACAUGGACAACGUAUUAACCUAUUUAGUAAGCAUUUGUCCUGGAGCAAAACACAACCUUUAUUCAUUGUGGAUUGCAGGCUGGAAAAAGUGGUGGCCUUAACAUAAUAGUACUAUACUUGCCUACGUGGUCAGCUGGUUAUGUAAGCCAAGCUGUUGUUAUAUAAACCCAUUCAGGCACAGCAGAGGUCAGAAGGAUUAUACGGAUCAUAGCUUGAUCUCUGAGUGGGAUCUGAAGCCAGAGAGAGAUCCACUGUUGAAGCUUGUAGUAACUGAGUGUGUGAUAGUAGGAUUUAGAAGUUGGAGGCCAGAGGUCCGAGCCCUACAGUAUAACAUCCUUAUGAUGCUCGACCAAAGCACUGAACUUCAACCUGUUCUGUCUUUUCUAUUCUUUUCCAUGCUUUUGAUUUUAUUCUUACAUUUACAGCACCCAGUAUAUUUAGUUGACUAAUUCUGACCAAAAGAGCGAUAUGGCAUUUACUCAGCGCAGCCCCCUUACUACUGUUAAGCUUUCUGUUAUUGCAUGGUCAAGUCAUUGAUAACAGUCGUAGAUUAACCAGCUGGAACAUUUUUUGUUAGUUUGUUUUAUAAGGAGUCCAGGAUUUAGAAGUAUGAAAAAACAAAGAAAGUAAUGGGUCGAUUUAAGAUGACCUCAUGCUGUGACUAAAGCUCCUUUUGUCUUCCUAGAGUCCACCAACAUCCACUUUGUUGGUUAAUUAAAAAAAUCUGGUUCAUCUAAUACGCAUGUCCAGUAUUUGAAGAAACCUAGAGGAAACAAACUCCUUUUAGAGAGGAGCAGGGUUUUGCUUAGCAGUGACUUGUUGAAAUUUAACAAGCAAGAAACGUCAAGCAAUUGAAAUCUCUUGCUGUCAGUGUUACUCUUUUCCCCAUUACAAGGAUAAAACAUCAUUAAAAAGGGAAGUACGCCUUGGGCCUUCAGCUUCGUUCAAAUCACUCUGAGAUAGUUAGUAAGGAGAUGAAAUCCGAUAAAGCUGGUAGGAAAGAGGGAACGCUGGAAAUAGAGAGACAACUCAAUGAGAGAAGAUCAGGUCGGAGGAGGUCAAAAGUAAUGUGAAGAAUGGAGCAGAAGGAAGAAAACAGUGUCUUGCUCAUCAGCGCGUUGCAACAUUUGUCUGUCUGCGUUCUGGUGAUAGGCCGGGACACUCGAUUUUUUGGCAUAUUUUAGAAGUUCAUUAAUUACACUCGCUUUAAUGAAGAAUAAUUUUAGGGAUAUCAAAUCUUUAACCAAAGCAGUUUCGUAUAGAACAUUUGUUAUAUUUUGGCAGCACAUUUGAUUUUUACUGUUUCAAAGGCAAUUACAAUCAUUCUGAUUCUAUCUAAGAUUGAUAGGCCUAUGUAGUGCUGCGAAUUAUCUAUAUACUUUCAUUCAUUAUGUAAUUUUGAAUCAGUACAGUCAGAACAAAUCAUGCAGGCAGAGUCUUCCAAUACAUGUGUGUUUUGUGAAUGGAUCUCACCAUCUCUCGCUGUCUCAGCCUUAGUGAGCCUCGUCGCUGUCCUCCGCAGAGUAAUGAGCUGUAAUGCCUCUCUCAAGGUUCCUAUUCUCGCUCGAUAUCCUGGAGGGUGGAGGGUGUCUCUGCAGCUUUUAGAGCAGUCGGAGCGGAUCGUAUCUCCACGGCUGACUUUAUUAGAAGAUAAUUUUACUGACAAAUAUAGAGCUAAAGGUGCAGACAGGGAAUAAAUUAGUAACAUGUGAGGUAAUGAGUGGCGAUGAGUGACACAUGAAGUGAAAAGGAAAGAUGUGGAAGAAAGAGCAAAAUAAUGAGGCAGGACAUGUUCUUAUUCGUUUCCGCCAUUUGUACAUUUAUGACAACUGACAGGGAAAGGGACAUUGUAUCAGAGCGGGAGUGAGGAAACAAGUGAAAAGGCGAGACAAUGGUGGGGACAGAAUUGGUGUAAGGAGGAGGAUUUCCACAGAAAGAAAUAAUGAGUACGAUUGAGUAAAGUAGGCAAGAAUGAGUGAAUGACAAGAGAGAAAAAAUGAUGCAGUAAAAGGUGAAAAGGAAAGGGAAAAGAGCAUAAUUGCUGACGACUGACAGUAUUCAAAAUGGAUUAAAUCCUGAUUAAAACUGAUGAUUUGAGCAGAUUUGUUCCACAUGCAUGUCAGCAAUAAACUUUGAUAUGGAAACAUUAAAAGAAAAGAAAAAUAAACACUACAAAAAACCCUCCCUUAAAUCAGGAUAAUGUGCGAGCAUCAUUUAGUUUUCUGUAAAAAAUAUAACUAUGCAAAGUCAGUCUCGACUUGCUAAUGCUAAUAUAUUUGAAAUGGAAGAUAUGGACAGCAUGACAACACUUUAUGUGAGUGUUUUCAUGUCAAAACUGAAAAAAACCCAUUUGUUUUCUGAAUUGAUUUAAUUUUAAGUGCUAUAUGUUGCAGUACUUAAACAGUUUAGACUACAGCUUAAAACAACCACAUUUCUAGCCAUAAUUCUCGAUUCUAACAAACAACUGAGAACUUAUACAAGAACAAACUGCAUAUAUUGACUUAUAUUGAAUAUGUUUGUGGUCCUUGUUUGGUCGUCAGAGGUUCAGAUGUCCAAUGUUUACCUCCAAAAUUAAUAUACUUCAACCAACUCCUUCACGGUCCAAUCAGCAGCCAGUUUCUGUGGAAGCAAGAACGGAUAAUAUCAAUUAAUUAGAUACCAUUAAUUUGUUUCUACAUGAGGACGCCAAGCUGUUGGAAGUGACUCAGCAGACUCCACAAAGAGAAAGCAUGCAAACAUCUGUUAAUAUAGACUUCUACGACAGCCUACGAUAGGCUAGGUGUUUCUUUCCUUCCCUCCAUCUUACUGCUGACAUUACCUGCCUGCACGGUCACACAGAAGUGAAGGAUAGCAUCUCAAAACGCCUGCAAACAACCCAGUGACACCGGAUACUCAACCACCAAGGCACCCAGAGAGAUUCCCAUCAUCGUUCGUAAAACAAAAAGGACUGGAAACAAUAACCUCGAGAGGUAACCAGCAGACCAGACUGAGUUUCAUAAAACAAAGUUAGAGACUACAUUGUGGCAUUGACUUUGUCCUCUUCAACCUGGAUUUAAAGUACAGUUCACACGGAUGUACAAAUGUUUGAGGACGAGCAUGCUCUACAUCACCCUACAGAAUGGAUUUGCAUGAACAGUGUCUCUAUGCUUUGGAGAAUUAAACUGCAAAAAGUGGACAUGAGGAUCUUUGCCAAAUGAGAAGAGAAGGAAAAGGAACAACAGCCUCAGAUGGUAAAUGUGUCAUAGAGGUUAUAUACGGCUGCAGGCCUACACUGCACUCACAGCCCUGAUGAUUAGUAACAGUUUCCCUCAUCCAAUAUCCAACACCAUGCAGUUAAAUAUUGCUUGGAUACUUUGAUCUUUGUAUUGAGGACAUUUGCAGAAUGUAGUCGAAGAUUUGUCACAAAUCCAAUCAAACAUUUCGCUGUUGAGAAGACAAUGAAAGGAUAUAAUGGCUAUAUAUGGACAUUAUGGGACUGGAACGAAGAAGAAGACAUUUUACAAUAAACUGUAAGGCAACCUUUAAUGCUAAAUCAUCUGAAAACAAUAGAGGAAACUUAACAGCAACCAUUAAACUUGUCAAGAACUGGAUGAUGCAUUUGGAAUUGUGAUAAAUACAAGCUAACUCACUUAACAAUUUCAAAUUGGAAAAAACAUAACAUUCUGUUGGUGUUGUAUCCGAAAGAUGGUUCAACAAAAUGUGUUGUGAAGCACAUACAUACUAUGCACACACUCACUUCAGGAUUUUAAUAAAACUGAUAAUGAGAGUUUGAUGCAGAUAUGACGCAGCCACUGUAUGACAACAUCUCCAACAUUGUAUGGAUGGCAGCAGCACCCAAUGGACUACAUGCUACCGUUGUACCUCACUGAACAUGCAUGGCAACUUGCGUAUUUGCAUUUUUCCAUUGCAUUUGCAUGUCCUCCUUGAAGUGUUUACCUCUCCACAAAUACUUGUCAGUAAUUGGACUUCAGUAAAACAAAUAUGCCUCUUGGUUUUAUGAGUUAAUGUAUGCUUAUAUGUUGGAGUUCGACUUUACAUUUUACUCUAUGUUUCCAUAAUAUUUUUUUUCUUCUAUAUCUUACUUUUAAGUUUUAUUUGGGAAUUUCUCUCUUUGUAAAUCUAAGAUCAUGGAGCCAUCAGGAAGUGUUGUUAAGGUGGACCUUUCUACUGUAUGAGUUAUGUAAUAUAACCUCAUUAAAAUAAUAAUGUGCGAUGUUUGACCGUCCCAUCAGGUUUGUUGAUGAUUGCUUGUCUCAUGCAGCUUAUAAAGUAAUCAUGAACCUUACCUGUAAUUAAUACCAGAGCUGUGCCAUCAUGAAUUACAUUGCAUGUACUGCAGAUCAUCAAUUUUCUUAAUCUUUGUGUUACAUCUUUGCUGACUUCAAAAGAAAGUUAGCCAUAUUAAGUGAACCGAUCAUAAGAUAAUAUCAAAGGCGAUAUCUCAUUUCCGCGUUUGUGCUAUCCAAUUUUUUGUCCUAAUUAAGUAAAUUGGGAGGAAGGAAGUAUAUUUUUAGAAGACAGAAUGGUUGAAAAAUGGUGAUACUUCAUUAGAGAUUUAUUUCUAUAAUUGGUUUUCUAAUUUGAAUGAAUGAAAUGAUGAAAUCAGAGUGAUUGGUUUUGAUAUCUACCAGGAAAUGUGUAAUGACAGGAUUUCCUCCUGAUGCUCACUAAAUGUUAAUUUGAAGUAAUGUGGCUUCAUCUUGAAUCAACUUCUUCCAACUUAAUAAUGUCAAAAGGCUGCCUACAGCUCUAUUACACAGACCAAAAAAAGAUGAAUUAAAUUGUCAUUUGUUUCUAAACUACUAUCUUAAUCUGACAUAAAAAAUAAAGUUAAAAAUUCUUGUCAUGCA
Messenger RNA from Eleginops maclovinus (Patagonian blennie), 5953 nucleotides. RefSeq lists its product as uncharacterized. The transcript is spliced from 3 exons. Bases 28 to 261 code for a protein of 77 amino acids. The record is from RefSeq and is a predicted model, not a curated record. Lineage: Eukaryota; Metazoa; Chordata; Actinopteri; Perciformes; Eleginopidae.